AUGGAGUCUGAGAGAAAAAUUAAAAAUCUCAUUUUCGUUAAUCUUCUAGAUGUUGGGGAAAUCUAUUCAAGACUACUGGAUCACAGACCAGUAAUUCAGGGAGAAAUACGUUACUUUGUUAAAGAAUUUGAAGAAAAACGUGGCCUCCGAGAACUACGAGUACUUGAAAAUCUGAAGAACACAAUCUUUGAAACCAAUGAACAUGUUCUUCCUAAGUGUGAGCAGGCAAUGCAUGACAAUUUGCAUGAAGCAUUCAAGAGAUUGCAAGCUGCCAACGAUAUGAUCCAUAGACUCCAUGAGAAGGAGCAUGAAGAGAGGAAGCUUCAGGCAGACAAGCUGAUGGUUCGUGAAGAGAAGCACACAGCCCACUGGGAGGAAUUCAUGAAAGAACAACAAAACAAACAAGCAGAGGUGGAUGAAGAGCACAGAAAAGCUAUGGAGCGCCUCAAAGAGCAGUAUUCUGAGAUGGAGAAAGAACUGGCCAAAUAUGUUUCUUUUUAA
This is a messenger RNA of Opisthocomus hoazin, 501 nucleotides long. The record is from RefSeq and is a predicted model, not a curated record. NCBI's taxonomy places the organism in Eukaryota, Metazoa, Chordata, Aves, Opisthocomiformes, Opisthocomidae.